Molecule: messenger RNA, 4512 nt
Organism: Monascus purpureus
Lineage: Eukaryota; Fungi; Ascomycota; Eurotiomycetes; Eurotiales; Aspergillaceae
Source: the annotation of a GenBank genome assembly
CUUUAAUCCUAUUUACGCCUCCUUCUUGCCCUUCCUUCCGCCCCCAAUUUGUCCGCUGUUCACCGCUAUUUAAAUAUCUUCGAGGCAUUCCCACUUCGAGUUCAACCUCGUCGUGCGUCCUGCGUUCGUCCUUCAACUGGUGUGCCUGAAGCGUCCGCGCCCCGUCGGUCCGAGUUUUCUCGGCUUUAUUUAUUUCCAUUGUUGUGCGCCACGGACGUUCCUCAGGGGGCGGCAUCGGGAAAGGCAAAAAGAAAAAAAAAAACACUGACAGCUUGGAACUCCUUCCCCAGUCGGAGCUUGUUCUCCAUUAUCCGAGCUCCUGCCACCUUCAAGCUCGCCGUUCCAUCCAGGCUGUUGAUUUCCCGCUAUCGGCCCCUCUCCCUGACAACAUCUUCCCUCCCCACAUGCCGCUGCUCACCUAGACGGGCCAGAGUCGCAGAAUUGCAUCAAUUGUUUUGCGGUCAGUCCAGUAGGGCAUACAGAGGGUUUCUCCGUGGGCCGUCGGAACUAGUCAACGUGUCUCGCUGCAGCGUUAGACGUUGCAUUCCAUCAUGGUCUCCUCGGUGAUUGCGAGGAAGUUGCGCCUCGCAGACGAGGAUGGGGACAAUGAACCGGGAUGGUUGAAGCGACAGGUUACUACUGGCUUGCAAUUCAUAUCUCGCCGUGCCUGUCUUCACCCCAUUCACACUAUCGUCGUGAUUGCGCUGCUUGCCAGCACAACUUACGUCGGCCUCCUGGAAGGGAGUCUCUUCGACGCUGUCCGGGCACCCAGAAAUGCUACUGGUCAAGUGGACGUGGAUUCACUUCUCCAGGGAAGCAGAAACCUUCGAUUGGGCGCGCACACGUCCUGGAAGUGGCAGGUUGUCGACAGUGCUCCCAGAGUGGAGGAUAAGGAGGUCGCUCAGCACCUCGCUCUAGCUACCUUGAUUUUCCCAAACUCUGCAUCGAAAUCAGCUUCCACUGCUCCUCUUCCAGAUGAGAUACCCAUUCCCGCAAAUGUCUCGGCUCGAUCUGUUCCUCAUACUCCGAACUUCUUUGCUCCUUUCUCUCGUGACACGUCUUUGGCAUUCACAUUACCCCUCGAUCAGGUGCCAGAGUUCCUUAAGGCUGCACAGGAAAUCCCUGAUGCCUCAGCUGACGAGGAUGAGGUGGAGCAGAAGAGAUGGAUCAUGAGGGCUGCACGUGGUCCGGCAUAUGGGUCCCGCAGGGCACUGAAGCUCUGGUUUACAGAUGCGUGGAGCUCGUUCGUAGAUCUGAUCAAGCAUGCGGAAACCAUUGACAUUGUCAUCAUGGCCCUUGGAUAUCUUUCGAUGCACCUGAGUUUCGUCUCCCUAUUUGUCUCCAUGAGACGCCUCGGCUCCAAAUUCUGGCUUGCGGCAACCGUCCUUUUCUCGGGAGCCUUUGCCUUCCUCUUCGGGCUUCUGGUGACUACGAAAUUAGGCGUUGCAAUCAACAUGCUUUUGCUGUCCGAAGGCCUUCCAUUCCUCGUGGUGACCAUCGGAUUCGAAAAACCAAUCCUUUUGACCAGGGCAGUUCUCAAUGCUUCAGCGGACAAAGACUCUCGAAAUGCCCGCAAGUCGGGCCAACCUAGUGGCCUUCAAGCUCCCGCUGCUGUCCCACGUUCCAUUCAAGAAUCGAUCGAACACGCAAUCAAAGAAAAGGGUUUCGAAAUCGUCCGAGACUAUUGUAUCGAAAUUGCCAUCCUCGUGGCCGGAGCUGCCUCGGGAGUGCAGGGAGGCCUGCGACAAUUUUGCUUUCUUGCAGCCUGGAUUCUGUUUUUCGACUGUCUCUUGCUCUUCACAUUCUACACCACCAUUCUAUGUAUCAAACUGGAAAUCACACGGAUCCGGCGCCAUGUCGCGCUUCGCAAGGCCUUGGAAGAGGAGGGAAUUACCCACCGUGUGGCGGAAAAUGUGGCCGCUAACAACGACUGGCCUGGAGCAGGCUCGGAUCGUAGUGACGCUACCGAUGCCAGUAUCUUUGGGAAAAGAAUAAAAUCCAGCAGUGUGCGAAGAUUUAAGAUCCUGAUGGUCGGCGGGUUCAUCCUGGUCAAUAUCGUGAACCUGUCGGCUAUUCCUUUCCGGAACUCCAGUGCCCCUAUCGUCUCGCGAAUCUCCAAUAUUCUUGCACCGACUCCCAUCGAUCCGUACAAGGUUGCCGAGAACGGCCUAGAUUCCAUCUAUGUCUCCGCCAAAAGCCAGAUGCAGGAGACCAUGGUCACCGUUAUCCCUCCAAUCAAGUACAAAUUGGAAUAUCCUUCCGUCCAUUACGCUACGCUCGAAGAAGGCACAUCCUUUAACAUUGAGUAUACAGACCAGGUUCUAGAAGCCGUAGGGGGCAAGGUGCUUGAAAGCUUGCUGAAAAGCGUUGAGGACCCUAUUAUAAGCAAGUGGAUUAUUGCUGCUCUAACCCUGAGCGUCGUUUUAAAUGGCUACCUUUUUAAUGCGGCGCGUUGGAGUUUAAAGGAACCGGCAGCUCCUGUUGUCGAAAAGCAAGUUGUCAGCGAGCCCCCCAAGGCUCCCCGGAGGGUUGAGCUGACUCAGGGGGAGUCCGGCAGAACCUGCGAAGAAUGUGAUGCCAUACUGAAAGAGAAACGCGCUGCCAUACUGACUGACGAAGAAUUGAUCGACUGUUCGCUACGUGGUAAAAUCCCUGGAUAUGCUCUCGAGAAGUCUUUGGAAGAUGAGGAGGUCAUGAGCCGCGUGGAGGCCUUUACCAGGGCGGUCAAGGUUCGUAGGGCUGUUGUGUCGAGAACACCUUCCACUGCGGCGACUACGAGUUCUUUGGAAACAUCAAAACUUCCCUACAAGGACUAUAACUAUACCCUUGUUCACGGUGCCUGUUGUGAAAAUGUUAUCGGAUACUUGCCGUUGCCCUUGGGGGUUGCAGGGCCUUUGAAUAUCGACGGCCAGAGCUACUUCAUCCCUAUGGCAACCACGGAGGGUGUUCUGGUCGCUAGUACAAGCCGAGGCGCCAAAGCUAUCAAUGCAGGUGGAGGAGCUGUUACAGUUCUUACCGGCGAUGGCAUGACUCGCGGGCCUUGCGUUGGUUUCCCUACGCUCGCGCGAGCUGCGGCCGCAAAGGUCUGGCUCGACUCUGAAGAAGGCCGGAGCAUUAUGACGGCAGCUUUCAACUCUACCAGCCGCUUUGCCCGUCUGCAGUCAAUGAAGACAGCCCUUGCUGGCACAUAUCUCUAUAUUCGUUUCAAGACUACUACCGGAGACGCCAUGGGUAUGAAUAUGAUCUCGAAGGGCGUUGAAAAGGCACUGCACGUCAUGGCCACGGAGUGUGGAUUUGAUGAUAUGGCGACGAUUUCCGUAUCUGGGAACUUCUGCAUCGACAAGAAGCCUGCUGCCAUCAACUGGAUUGACGGACGAGGUAAAUCCGUCGUGGCCGAGGCCAUAAUUCCCGGUGAUGUCGUGAAGAGUGUACUGAAGAGCGAUGUGAACGCGCUUGUCGAGCUUAACACCAGCAAGAAUUUGAUUGGUAGCGCCAUGGCGGGCAGUCUUGGUGGCUUCAAUGCGCAUGCAUCGAAUAUUGUCACCGCCAUUUUCCUGGCAACGGGACAAGAUCCAGCGCAGAAUGUUGAAAGCAGCAACUGCAUUACUACAAUGCGGAACAUCAAUGGUAACCUGCAGAUCGCCGUCUCGAUGCCGUCCAUUGAGGUGGGAACCAUUGGUGGUGGCACCAUUCUGGAGGGACAGUCGGCAAUGCUUGAUCUGCUUGGGGUACGGGGCUCCCACCCUACAGACCCCGGUGAAAACGCGCGACGGCUCGCCCGUAUCGUGGCUGCUGCUGUUCUCGCUGGAGAACUCAGCCUGUGUUCCGCACUUGCUGCUGGACAUCUAGUCCGAGCACAUAUGGCCCACAACCGCGGCCCUGCUGCACCCACACGAUCAGCGACGCCGGUAUCAGCCGCUGUCGGAGCAGCCAAGAAUCUGACGACCAAAUGAGCAAGGAUUGAGCAGCACCAGCAUUGGGCCCUGUAUAUACGCCUUCUCUGCCCAUGGUACAUAGACAUGCAGAUGGUGAUUCGCUUUCUUCCCAUGUCUUCACCGGCCUUUUCAAAACGAACUACUGCCGCCGUCCUGAUGGCAUGCUCUUUCUGCAUAGUGGUCUACGAUAUUCAUUAUUAUUGCAUACGUAUGUGUGAGACUUGCUGGGGUUUGUUAGUACUUUUUGUAUAGUGUUUUAUUCUCUUAUUUACUCUUCCUAAUAACACAUAAGGGGUGAAGUGGCUACAUUUUACUGGAAACAGGCAAAAAAGACCAAAGACUUGGGAGGGAUAUGGAGAGGAUAAAAUAUCUAUCUUGUUUACGUUCAUACAUUGAAAGGACAUUAUUAUUAUGGACAGGGGGGAGUAGAAAGAAUGGUUGGAAAAAUAGAAAUAAAAUAAAAAAUAAACAGUAUAUGCAAGCAGAUCUAAUGUGUCUCUGUACUAGGUGAGAGCCGCUACAACAGGUAGUAGGGCGUGAGAUGUAUCAUACCCACUGAAAAUCAUCUACACCGACG